AUGGCCAGCGCGCCAUCACCGACCCCGCCAUCGGCGCACAGGCAGCGCUUUGCACGCAGGCUGCUCCUCGUACAGUACAACGCCCGCCUCCCGCCACGCUCCACCCGCUUCCGCUGGCCAGACGCCCGGACCCUGCUCGCCAUCCAGCCCCACCUCUACAGCGACCUCCUCGACCCCGCCAGCUCGUCCUCGCCUCCAGUCCCCUCGCCCCAACAGCCGCCAUCCGCCUCGUCGUCAUUACUCGUGCAUCCGAAAACAAAGACCUACCGCGCAACGCAAAAGUACGAAAAGACGUUCCUGCGCGAGCUCACGUCGCGACUGCAGGAUGCCGUCGACCAGGAAUCCGCUCGCCUCAAGGCGGCCGGCGGCGUAGACGAGACAGAGUACCCAGAAGUUGACGCAGCCCUCCUCGAGCGCUACGCAGAGCUCAUGGCAUGCGGCUCCAUCGCAGGGACGCAACCGGCCACGCGAGACGGCGCAUCAUCGAUGCUCCCGCCCGAAUGCGAGCACGUCACCUACCUGUGGCAGACCCCGAGCAGAAGUCUACCUUUCGGCGAUCACGAUAUCUGCCAAGGCGAGGACAGGUCGGCGCUGCUGCGCGGCUUUGCAGCUGUCACGGUACGAGAAGAGGGCUCGGCCAUUUCAAAGGGCACCACCGGACUCAAGACGUGGGAGGCCUGCCUGAGGCUGGCAAACUACCUUCUCGUCCACCCCGAGCUCAUCGCCGGACCCGACCGUCGCGUACUCGAGCUGGGCAGCGGGGCUGGCCUGCUCGGCACUGUCUGCGCAAUCGAACAGAAACUCAAGAGCCGACCGGAUGACAGCCCGAGCUCGUGCCGACCCACCGGCCAGACAUGGCUCACGGACGUCCCCGGCCAGGUGCUCGACAGGCUCACCGAAACUAUGGAAAUGAACGGGCUCAGCAGGCACGGGCCGUACCAGGCUUACCCGCUCGACUGGGUCAAGCUGCGAGAUCAAGUUCAAGCCAGAGAAGCCGCGCUUGCUCCGGCCGACGACGACGGCGAUGACAUCCUCGACUUUCUCGCCAGGAUCAAACCCAAACUUGUCCUCGCCGCCGACGUCGUCUACGAUCCAGACCUCACAGGCCCGCUGGCAAAGACGAUUCGAGUCGCUCUCGAGUCGGCGCUCGACGGCAGCGACGCCAAGGCACUGGUCGCCUCGACCAUCCGCAACCCGGCCACGUACCAGACUUUCCUUGACGCUCUCGUCCACGAAAACCUCAUGUUUAGCGCGAUACCCAUUGAGCAAAAGUACAUGGACCCGCCACUCGACGACGCGGAAGGGAUGGAACCUGUGCCGUUCUUUCCAUCUGUCCACGAUCCGGCAUGCGACGGGACGGUGGAGCUGCUCGAGAUACGCCUGCAGCGCUGA
This is a messenger RNA of Pseudozyma flocculosa PF-1, 1392 nucleotides long. RefSeq lists its product as uncharacterized. The transcript is spliced from 3 exons. Bases 1 to 1392 code for a protein of 463 amino acids. The record is from RefSeq and is a predicted model, not a curated record. Lineage: Eukaryota; Fungi; Basidiomycota; Ustilaginomycetes; Ustilaginales; Ustilaginaceae.